AUGUCUGAUUCCCACAGGUUCACUCCUUUGGCUUUGCCGCCCAAGGUAACACUUACCGACUUCAACAGAUUCAUUCAAGAGAUAACCGAUCUCGUUGGUGCUGAAAAUGUCGACAUCAUAACAUCCAAGGAUCAAAUCGAUGACAAGUCGUACAUGGAUCCAACCUAUACGCAUGACCCUCACCAUGUAAUGGAGCAGGAUUACUUCCUUGCAUCUGCCGUGGUCGCGCCUCGAGAUGUCUCCGAGGUCCAAGCCAUCGUUCGACUAGCAAACACUCUGUCAUUCCCCCUGUGGCCCAUCUCCAUUGGACGAAACUCCGGGUAUGGUGGUGCCGCGCCCCGUGUCUCAGGUAGUUUGGUCCUGAACAUGGGCAAGAACAUGAAUAAGAUUCUCGAGGUCAAUGUUGAGGGCGCAUACUGUCUGCUGGAGCCAGGUGUCACAUUCCAAGCGCUGUAUGACUACCUUGUCGCCAACAACCUCCAAGACAAACUGUGGAUCGACACCCCCGAUCUCGGCGGUGGUUCCGUUCUUGGAAACACAAUGGAGCGCGGCGUGGGAUACACACCCUACGGAGACCAUUGGAUGAUGCACAGCGGUAUGGAGGUUGUUCUCCCCAACGGCGAGCUCCUGCGAACCGGCAUGGGUGCACUUCCCGCCCCGGCUCAGCCCGAAACAGCAGGCCUCAAGCCGCAAGACCAGCCAUGGAACAAGACCGCUCAGCUGUUCAACUACGGAUUCGGUCCGUACGUCGAUGGAAUAUUCACCCAGUCAAACUUUGGUAUCGUGACCAAGCUGGGUAUGUGGCUUAUGCCCAACCCAGGCGGUUAUCAGUCCUACCUCGUGACUAUCCCCCGCGAAGAGGAUCUCAAGCUAGCGGUUGAUAUUAUCCGACCCCUGCGUCUGAACAUGGCGCUUCAAAAUGUUCCGACUAUUCGUCAUAUCUUGCUGGAUGCUGCUGUCAUGGGUUCUAAGAAAGAGUAUACCUCUAAGACGGGACCACUCGGAGAAGAUGAUUUGAAUGAGAUUGCAAAGAAACUCAAGCUUGGUAGAUGGAAUUUCUACGGUGCGCUUUAUGGCCCUGAACCAAUCCGAAACGCCCUUUGGAUGGGCAUCAAGGAAGCAUUCUCUGUGAUCCCCGGCGCACAGUUCUACUUCCCAGAGGAUACAGCCGAGAACUCCGUUCUGCGCAUCCGACACAAGACCAUGCAGGGUAUCCCCACUUACGACGAACUGAAGUGGAUUGACUGGCUCCCCAACGGAGCCCAUCUGUUCUUCUCGCCCAUUGCGCCCGUCCAAGGAAAAGAUGCGAUGGAGCAAUAUGCCGUGACGAAGAAAAGAUGUCACGAAGCCGGUCUUGAUUUUAUCGGAACAUUCACGAUCGGCAUGCGAGAGAUGCACCACAUUGUCUGCAUCGUCUUUAACAAGAAAGAUGCCGAGCAGAAGAAGAAAGCACACUGGCUUAUCAAGACGCUUAUUGAUGACUGUGCGGCCAAAGGCUGGGGAGAGUACCGGACUCACUUGGCCGUUAUGGAUCAGAUCAUGGGUACGUAUAAUUGGAAUGAUGGGGCUUUUUUGAAGUUUAACGAGCUGCUCAAGAAUGCCAUUGAUCCGAAUGGAAUCAUGGCGCCUGGAAAGUCGGGUGUCUGGCCGAAGCAGUACAAGAAGGAUGAGUGGAAGUUGUAA
This is a messenger RNA of Penicillium verhagenii, 1683 nucleotides long. Its product is annotated as FAD-binding oxidoreductase. The record is from RefSeq and is a predicted model, not a curated record. Bases 1 to 1683 code for a protein of 560 amino acids. Gene Ontology annotation, cellular component: mitochondrion. Gene Ontology annotation, biological process: lactate catabolic process. NCBI's taxonomy places the organism in Eukaryota, Fungi, Ascomycota, Eurotiomycetes, Eurotiales, Aspergillaceae. Gene Ontology annotation, molecular function: D-lactate dehydrogenase (cytochrome) activity; D-lactate dehydrogenase (NAD+) activity; FAD binding. The transcript is spliced from 5 exons.